Penicillium diatomitis is the source of this 582-nucleotide messenger RNA. RefSeq lists its product as uncharacterized. The transcript is spliced from 2 exons. The record is from RefSeq and is a predicted model, not a curated record. The coding region runs from base 1 to 582 and encodes 193 amino acids. Lineage: Eukaryota; Fungi; Ascomycota; Eurotiomycetes; Eurotiales; Aspergillaceae.
AUGACCCGCUCGACUGACGAGCUUGUUGACGUUAAGCCGAUGUGGCCCAAGCUAGGCGAACUCUUGACUCACGGAGACGACGUGAAACGGGAGUCUUGGACCUCGGUCGACCAAGAUUACUUGCAUCGCUCUGGAUUCUGGCUCCGGUUCUCUGGAAGGUGGGAUGGAUUUGCGCUGUGGAGAAGUGGGGCAAGGAGAGGUGCGGUGGUACUCAAAUCAGAGAGGGUGAUCCACUCAGACGGCGCGUCGGAACAGUUGGCCCAGCGUGCUGAUAAGCUGCCAGGAGAUGCCGAACUGGGAGUCAGUGCAGAAGCGGAAUUGGUCUCAACGCCACCGGUCGGCCGGCAUUCCUUCCUGGGCCAUCAUUCGAGGCGCGAGGGACUUGGUGUGUGUGCCACGUUUCCUUGGCAGGUCGCAUCUCCGACGGACGAUCCGGAGCUGAGAGACAAAAGAGAGUCAUUUGGAAGUCCAGAGUCGGGUCACAGCCGCAACGGGGGGACUGUGCAAACGUGCCCAACACCUGUCCGCGUCUGGGGAAGACGGACUCGCUGGGACGUGGAGACCAGAAGAGAGUCCACCUGA